AUGGACAGAUACUGGACAAGAAUGACAAAAAAGCUACAAGCGCGGCAGGCACAAAAAGUCGAUUCUAGGCCGUUGAUGCUAGUUGCCCUGCUCCGUAUUGAAUGCGAAGCGUCUGCGACCACGAGUGGGGUGCCCUACAUUGUCGACUGCUCCGAGCCAAUGAGGGAUUACAACGUGAUCCGUGAUCAGUCCCACCUUCACCCCCGCCGGAGACCAAGGUCGAUUGAAUGCGAGAGCAAUCUAGGAAGAGGGAUUCCCCGCCACCAUGGACAGUACCGUUCCCCAGCCACAGUCAGGGGAGUAGAAGGCCCUUUCCUCCUCACUAAAGUCGCCGAGGAGGCACGACAGCGACUCGCCACAUGGGCCCGUGACCAUGCCGUUCCAUCCAAGGACUACUUCGUUGAUGAACAGGGCGAUCGAACAUAUAAAAUAGAGAGUUUGAAACCCUUGGUGGAGCCUCUCCUGCGAGAGAUGAACUUAGCGGAAUGGAAAUACACGAUGCAUCGAGAGUCGGAUAUCAGGCUCAUCCCUGUCAACCAUCCAACCUACGCAAUUCCCAUCAAUGUCAUUACCGGCGUUCCCCAAAUCAAAGAUCUGGCCAGUAACGUCGUAACGCUGUUGGUGGGAUACUUUUUUACGCUCUCCGAAGACGUCCUCAUCCUUCCCCAAGCAGACUACCUGGUGGUGAAGAGGAUGAGAUAA
This is a messenger RNA of Penicillium daleae, 702 nucleotides long. RefSeq lists its product as uncharacterized. NCBI's taxonomy places the organism in Eukaryota, Fungi, Ascomycota, Eurotiomycetes, Eurotiales, Aspergillaceae. The record is from RefSeq and is a predicted model, not a curated record. The transcript has 3 exons. The coding region runs from base 1 to 702 and encodes 233 amino acids.